CGCUCCUAGCGGAGAGAUUUGUAACUGCAAUUAAUAGACCUCAGCCCGGUCAUUUUUGCGACUGUUUUACUACGACGGAUUUUCCUCCUUACUUCUAUUCUCCAAGGGUCAUAACAUAAUAUUGAAAAUGAAAAUAGUGUCAUGUUAACCGACUUAACCGUCUCUGUUUUAUUAAUUAAACGAUGUAACUAUGGAAUAUCCUAGUUGUAGGAUUUGCCACUGCGCAUUAAAUUUUGAUGUGGUGUCUGUUGGUUCAAAGGGACGAAAAUCGUUAAUUGCAGCAAGUAUCAGGCGUGGCGAUGAAAAAUUUGUAUCGUCUGAGGAAAAUGUACAAGUGCAUACCAAGUGCCGAGCUAUAUAUAUAAAUGAACGAUGUAUACAAAGUGCAGAAAAAAAGAAACCAUCGCGACAAAAUUCCAUUCAAAACGUUUUAUUUGACUACCAAAAACAGUGUUUGUUGUGCGAAGGAGAUGCUUCAGAGAAUUUUAUUCGGAAACAAACCAGGAAACGCCAAGGUGAAAGGACUUUGGUUUGCACGGUGACAAAACAAAAGACUGCUGAAACUAUUAUUCGUACCUGCUUAGACGGAAUUACGGACGAACACAAGGAGAAGGUCAAACAAAGAGUUUUCAACAAGGACCUUGUUACACUGAACGCAAGAUAUCACAAGCCAUGCUAUUCAAAGUUACUGAGUCACAAAAAUGCUACACAUGGUAAAAGAGGUCGACCAGUUUUGGAAGAUAUACAAGAUCAAAUGGAACGUGUAUAUGAAUACAUCGACAGUAAUAUGGAUGACGCUCAAUUUACGAUCGAAGAGCUUCGGAAAGUCGUAAAUGUGGACUUACCGGGAAACAGAACUAUAAAGCGGAAAUUAAUGGAACAUUACGGAGAAAACGUAUCAGUAGUAGAAUCAAAAGGAAAUCAAUUAGUAUUUUGUAUAAUGUCUAAUGCUAAAUUAACAUUAGAAGAAAAGUGGUAUAACAACAAACAAAAGGACGAUCAAAUGGAGCGAAUGCGAAUUGUUUGCACUGCCGCGAACAUUGUUUUAGAAGACAUUAGAUCACCUAUUUACGAAACGUCGUAUUAUCCUCCUCCUUCCUCUUUUCUACAAAAAGUUGAUGAUCCAGUUCCACAAACACUAAAGAAUUUUGUAGAAAUUAUAGUGACCAAAUAUAAAAACAACCCGGAAAAAUCCGAAAACUCGGUGGUGGCUUUGUGCCAUUCGAUGAUGCAAGCUGCACGUCCCCGGUCUUUCAAAAGUCCGCUACUGUUAGGUAUUAGCAGCAUCAUCCAUCAUAAGUACGCCUCUAGAACCUUGAUAGAUUUAUUAUCGUCACUUGGAUUCUGUGCCUCGUAUUACGAAGUGACAAAGUUUGAAAACUCUGUUAUUUUUCACCCGCAGACAGAGGAAGAGCCGGCAUUCAAACAAUUUGUUUUUGACAAUGCUGACUGCAAUAUGCAAACAAUUGAUGGAAAUCACACUUUUCAUUCAAUGGGUGGCAUUCAGUGCAAUACACCAAAAGAUUUUUCAAAAGAUGUGCCUAUAUUGAAACUGGAUAAAAUACCCAAAGCUGCAGUGAUCGGCAAAUACGGUAAUGUAUCAUUACAGCAUUACCUUAACAGAGGCCUCCCAGGACUUAAAAAGGUGACACUGAAAGAUUAUACGAAUGAGCCUCCAAUACUUCCUACGAAAGGCGAUGCUUUGUGGAUAUUUGGAAAAAGUGGAUCCUUUAUGCAAGAUGAAAUACCUGGAUGGAAUUCCUUCAUGGGUGAUUUUACGAAAGUUGAUAAGGAAUAUGCAGUUUCGGGUAUUCAGCCUCUACCCUUUAUUAAUCACCAACCAUCGGACCUUGACACUGUGUACACAGCACUGAGAGAAGCCCAGCAAAGAUCUAAUGGAUUAUGCAUUGUAUCAUUCGAUCAACCGCUGUACCAAAAGGCUCAGAAAAUUGUUAAAGCUAAUCCGGAGAUGGAUAACGUAAUACUGCGGCUGGGGGAUUUCAUCUGUUGAUGUCGUUUAUGGGGGCCAUUGGUUAUAUCAUGUCAGGCAGUGGAUUGAAAGAAUUAUGGUGUACUGUAUACGCAGCUAUCUCUACAGAAAAAAUGAUGACAGGCCAUUCUUACGCUCGGGCUGUUAGGGCACAUUUUCUCACACGAGCAGCGCUCUUCAAAAUUAUUUUUCCAAAGCUCAAUUUGACGCUUGACGAGCAAUUGGAUCUGGACCAGGUCUUAUAUGGAGACUACAGAGGUUGCGAAAAAUCUGUUGAAAAUUACCAGGCGGAAUUGGCUAAGACCCUCGAUUCGUUAGCAAAACAUGGUCCGACGGCAAAACUGUGGGUGGAAUAUUUCAGAAUGACGACUCUCGUAGCUCAAUUCAUUGAAGCUGAAAAAUCGGGCAACUGGAACUUACAUAUAUCAAGUGUCAAGAAAAUGCUACCAUAUUUUUACGCAAGUGGUCAUUUCUUGUACGCUAAAUCUGCUACAUUAUACUUGCAAGACAUGGAAGAUAUUCAUUUAAAAAUGACUCACGAAGAAUUCGUAAACUUCACGACUAAUGGAUAUUUUACAAUACGAAGAACAGAUAAGUUUUGGGCUGGUGUUUGGUCGGACCAAACAAUUGAACAGACUUUGAUGAGGUCUAUGAAAAGUUCAGGUGGAUUGACACGCGGAAGGGGCAUGACCGAUAGCGUACUGGCCAAAUGGAUUUUAUCAACGCCCGUUUUGAGUACUGUAGCAGAACAAGUGGAAAGCUUCUGCCAAAUCCAUCCCUUUUCCACUGCACAAAUACAACACGUAGACGGAAGUGAUGCUAUGUUAAAAAAAGAUAAUGAGGAUCUAAAAAAAUUUUCAGAAUGGUUACAACAUCGAGAACCAUUCAGACAAUCCGAAAAACUUGUUUCAUUGAGCACAGGCAUAGUAGGUGGCAGUGACACUAACUGUUUUGACGCAUCAAGUAUUGGUAAGCAGAUAAUGCAAGAAAAAGUGGGUGAAAAUUUUGAAGACCUAACUUUUCAAAGAAAAAACGAGUGCUACCGUUAUCUUCAGUUAAAUCUGCUGUCAAAAUCGACGAUGAUAGAGUUUCAAUAGAACCUGAAACAAUAUUUAGACGUAUUUGUUUCGCAAAAAAAGAUCAAGAAGAGCUAAAAAGAAUUUUCGAAUAUGAACUUGCUCCUUACCCGCUUUCAUUAUUCGACGAAAAUGGAAUGCGCAAAACAAAAAAAUCUGUUCUCUAUGAUCUUUGCUCACCAAGUGGUGAAGUUAUUCUGGACACCGAUUCAAUAUUGAACGUCAUUGAUGGUGGUUUCCUCCUGCACAAAGUCGUCUGGAAAAAGGAAUGACAAUUCAGGCCAUUGGACGCACAUACAUAAAUUAUGUCAAAAAACAUUUUAAAAAUGCUAUUGUUGUUUUCGAUGGUUACGAAUGCAACGAGUCAAACACCAAAUACGUUGAAAGAAGACGAAGGACAAAGAACCAAUACAGUCCCGAUGUGCUAUUUGAAAGAGAUAGCGUUAUAACGACGAGCCAAGAAAUAUUUCUGGCAAAUGAAAAAAAUAAGGAUAGAUUAAUCAAAUACUUAAUUACGGAGUUUCAAAACUCAAACAUUGCCGCUGAACAAAGCUCUGGUGACGCUGAUACAUUAAUUGUAAAUACAGCACUACAAAACUGCCACAAGUUUGAUAAGACGCUUAUAAUAGGCGAAGACGUCGAUUUAUUAGUCAUUUUGUGUGGACUAUCGGAAGAACGAAACGUAUUUCUUAUGAAGCCCGGUCGAGGGAAAGUUCCGACGAAAUAUUAUGCGACUGACUGUUUCAACAGCAAAGAAAUCAAAGAUAAUAUAUUCUUUAUUCAUGCUGUAAGCGGAUGUGACACUACAUCAGCAAUUUUCCGGCAAGGUAAAAAAAAGUAGCCAAUUUGGUUAAAAAUGUCCCGUCCCUAGAACAACUGAUCUCAAUUUUCAAAGACCGUGAUGCCAUUCCGUGUGAUUUAAUGGCUGCAGGAGAACAGUUUUUACGGCAUUUGUAUGGAGAUGAAGAACAAAAUUUAAAUCAAAUUAGAUACAACCACUUUGCGAGAUCUGUAACAAAAAGCAAAUUUAAUCUUGCGUGCUUGCCACCUUCGAUGGAAGCUGCCCGCCAACACAUUUACAGGACCUAUCACCAAAUACAAAAAUGGUACUCGAUUGAAAAACCUCCAGGCGAAUGGGGUUGGAAAUCAAGUGGUAAUAAUUUACAGCCUGUGAUGACCGUCAUCGAUCCCGCGCCAGUACAUAUUUUGAGUAUGAUUUCCUGUAAGUGUAAAACGAUCUGCAAACAUAACUGCACCUGCAAAAAAUCAGGACUGAAAUGCUCAGUGCUUUGCGUUAAUUGUGACGGCAGAGUGUGUCAUGGAAUUGAUGACGCAGAAUAUGUCGAUGAUGCUUGCAUUGAGAACCUGACUGGUUGUAACACAGACGGUGAUCCUUUGGACACCGAUGCUAUUUUAAAUGACGAUGAUAUUUCAAAUGACGAUGAUAUUUCAAAUAACGAUGAUAUUGUAAAUGACGAUGAUAUUUCAAAUGACGAUAAUAUCAUAAAUGACGAUGAUAUUUUAAAUGACGAUAAUGUUUUAAAUGACUAUUAUUAUAAGUUGCCAGAAGCCAAUUAUUGAACAUAGUUAUCUCCGAAUUCUGGCCUUUUCAUGCUGACCAAUUCUGAUUCUUCUGAUUAUUCAAAUACUUAUCAGGCAACUUAUUGUCAUCGCCAUUUAACACAUUCACUGCCAGGAACCACUAGUAGGCGCUUGUGAACUUUACUUAGAUGCCGGACAACGGUGUCUAAAGGAUCUCUGUGUGGGUUACGUUACAUCCAGUCGUUAUCAGCAUACGUCACACUCCAGCGGGCAUUUUGCGAGCACGUCAGAUGGUUGGGUUCACAUUUUCGAGUAGUCGGAUUAAGGUAUUUGUACUGUGUAUGAUGGUAAUUAAUAUCUUUAGUGUCAAUUUUCACAAGUUUAGAAUUUUUUUUGAUUUGUUUGUUUUUGUCGAUAAAUGCCAAUCAACAUUAUACUUUUUGGGCUUUAUAUUAAUUUUACAUUUAACUUUGUUAAAAAUACUAAGUACCUCUUUCUUCUUCCUACCCUUAAACCACGGUAUGUGUGGUCGAUACAACUCGUCUUCCUCUUCCAUUCUUCUCUAUCUUUUGUCAUUUCAGCACUCCCUUCUUUCUCAUAUCCUCUUUCACACGAUCUAUCCUUUCUUGUUCUGCAGUAAUCUCUUUCACGAUCUCACUCACCACUUACCUAUAAUUAUACUCGCAAUUUAAAUUUAUUAUGUUAACCUUACCAUCUGACUUGCCCGCAAAAUACCCCUGGAGUGCGACGUUUUAGACGUUUGGUGAUCGAUACAUAAUCUUUUUCUUUACAUUUGAUUGUUGUCCUUUAGAUAGCCUUAUUAUAUUAUUAUGAUGCUCUCACGCUGGAUGUUAUAAAUGUUAUAUAACAUUGUGUGACAGGGAUAACGCGAUUGCAUUGACGUUAUGCUGUUCGUGUGGGCGUUACGCAGCCAGCGUGGGAGCACCAUUAGUGCAAGUGUUAGUUAUAAUUGGCUUGUAUGUCUAAACGUUGCAGUGAAACAACGAUUCCAAACUAAACUCGAAAGAUUAAUGUCUAUAUUUUUAAUAUCAUAUCGAGCAUAAUAAUUUUCUAUUAAGUGUAGGUAAUUGUUAAUAGCGAAAGUUUUGAUAAUUUAUUGUUUAAAAAUGUUUAUUUGUGACGGUUUUCAGUAAAAAUCUGAUCAGAUCGCCGAUCAGUUCAUAAAAAACAUGACGGAAUCUGCUGGUACCUAUUUUUAUAGGAAUUAUCUGUUAGAGGAUUUUUAUGAUUAACCGAACGGAUUUAGUCAAGUGCACAAAAUGAAACUUUAAGACUGUUGAUUGUAUUUAAUUGUUAUUAUUAUAUUAAGCGUAACGUGUAACUGUGUUGUAGAGAAAUCGGAUUUAGUCAAGUGCAAAAAAUGAAACUGUAAGACUGUUGAUUGUAUUUAAUUGUUAUUAUUAUAUUCAGCGUAACGUGUAACUGUGUUGUAGAGAAAUCGGAUUUAGUCAAGUGCAAAAAAUGAAACUUUAAGACUGUUGAUUGUAUUUAAUUGUUAUUAUUAUAUUCAGCGUAACGUAUAACCGGUGUAACUGUGUUGUAGAGAAAUAUAAUUCAGAAUUCAGUGCACAAAAUAAAUCUUUAAGACUGUUGAUUGUAUAAAUAUGUUUAAUAAGGGACCCAAUGACGAC
This is a messenger RNA of Leguminivora glycinivorella, 6260 nucleotides long. RefSeq lists its product as uncharacterized. The transcript has 2 exons. Lineage: Eukaryota; Metazoa; Arthropoda; Insecta; Lepidoptera; Tortricidae. The record is from RefSeq and is a predicted model, not a curated record. The coding region runs from base 191 to 2011 and encodes 606 amino acids.